This is a messenger RNA of Solenopsis invicta (red fire ant), 2014 nucleotides long. RefSeq lists its product as uncharacterized. Bases 761 to 1540 code for a protein of 259 amino acids. The transcript has 9 exons. The record is from RefSeq and is a predicted model, not a curated record. Gene Ontology annotation, molecular function: DNA binding. Lineage: Eukaryota; Metazoa; Arthropoda; Insecta; Hymenoptera; Formicidae.
GAUGGCAGAGAACGAGACGUAAGCGCGCGCUUUAUAUCUCUGUGAGUUGUCUGCUAUAUUAGCCGUACUUAAUAACCUCUUUUGGUCAAAAACAAAGACUUCGCAAUAUUACGUGAAUAAUAGAAUAAAGUGAACGUGUUUUAUGUUCUCGAUCCAAAGUAAUUUAUAUUUUGUGAUUAAAUCAAAAUGAGUUAUAAGUGGAAUAUAAGUGACGAGAAGUGCAUAUUAGUGCAAUUCUCGAAUGAAAACAAUGAACUCGGGAUUGGUUUCCAAGAUUGGUUGCAAUGUAAAAAUGAUGAAAUAAAUGCAGAUACCAUACAAAGUUUAAUUGAUAAUGAAUCCGAAACUACAAUACUUUGGCCAAGGUGCGACGUAGGGCCUGCAAAUAUUACGAAAAAAAAACCAAAGACUGCGAGUGGAAUAAAGUUGUCGUUAAGAUACUUGCAUCUGGUCCAUGGACUGUCAUGUGUGAGAAUCAAAACUCACUGAUAAAGUAUGGUAUUAUCAAUCCUAUCAGACAGGAUCGACGAAAUUUAGCAAAAAAACAGCAUGACGAGGAUAGUGAUAAUAUAAAACAAGCAGCGACAAAAAAGACGUUAAGAUCUGCUCCAAAAAAUAAAAAAAAUCUAGUAAUGUUGAUAAGUCUGCUACAUUCUUCGCUGAAUAUAAAUCACAGCAGCCGAAGUAUGAUACUAUAGAAGAAUCAGAAGAAGAAUCAGAAGAAGAAUCAGUCGAUGACAGUUCAAAUGAUAAUUUCAACAUGUCAAAAAAAUCGAAAAAUGCACUGUUAGAGAAAAUCAGUGAUUUAACUUAUCAAAAUAAGAAGUUAAAAGAAGAAAAUGUUAAUUUACUCGCUGUGCAAAACGUAUCAAAAAUUGACUCAAUAAUUACAAGAGUUUUGAAAAAUGUAAAAACAGUGGAUGAUAUUACUUCAAAACUUGCAGAUAAUACAUUGGCUCAAAUGAGGGCAAACGUUGAUGAAAAGUCAAACGUGCGACACAAACAAAGUUCCAGUACCUUUUCAUUUGGAAUAAAGGAAAUUAAGAUUGAAUUACUAGAUAUUGCACAGGACGAAACAGAAACUAACUAUCAUAAUGCUGUUGAAUGUAACAAAGGAAACAUUCUUUCUGCUAGCGAAUCUAGAGAAUAUAAAAACGAAACAAAAUCCGUACUACAGCUAGAGAGUGACAAAGUUCAAUUGGCUGAAGGUGUUUUCAUCGAUAAGUAUGCGUUGAAAAAUAGCGAUCACAGCAGCGUAAAAAAAUUAACAAAUGACUUGUUAUUACAUGUCUUUGGUUCCGAAACAUUAGCUGCUAGCAGUGUUACUGGUAAACUACCAAAUUUAUAUUCUAAAUUACCUGAAGGUCAGAAGCCUAAGGUAAAACCGAUGUUAGAUCCUCAUAAACUGAAUGCUUGUAAAGAUUAUGUUUUGAAACGAUUUCCUAACGAAAAAAAUGCAGAAAAAGAAUUUUACAACGCAGCCAAACGCAAAUGCAACAAUGCAGUUCGUCGUGUAGUGAAAACUAUCCCAGCUCCCUAGAUUCUGCCAAAGAAUGUGUACUUUACGGAUGUUUUUUUUUAUGACUAUACCAAUAACCGUUACUUGCAGAUUUUAUAACAUUGUUAAAUUGAAGUUAUAAAGAGAUUAUUUUACAUAUUUUAGAAUCUAGAUUUUUGUAGAUGAGAUGGCAAAAACGUAAAAGAUUAUUUUGUUUUAAAAUAUAAAACAGUUGCAAAAAUGCAGUUCGUCGUGUGAAAACUAUCCCAGUUUUCUAGAUUUUGCCAAAGAAUAUGUACUUUACGGAUAUUUUUAUUUUAUAAAACUAUAUACCAAAAAUCGAUAUUUGCAGAUAUUAUAACAUUGUUAAAUUGAAAUUAUAAAAAGAUUAUUUUUUAUGUUAUAGAAUUUAGAUUUUUGUAGAUGAGGGCAAAAAAGUAAAAGAUUGUUUUGUUCUAAAAUGUAAAACAGUUCUAUGUUAUAAAAAUACAAUAUAAUAAAAGAAGAUAGAAUGUC